AUGCAAAACAACUUGAUCGCCUGUACAAUCAUCGUCUUCCUGUGCAUCAUCUCCUCCAUCGUAAUAGGCGCUAUCAGCGUCCUCGCUCGCAUGGUGCCUGCAGCUAUGGUCAAUGCCUUCCUCUACCUUACUGCCUGCAAGUUCCACCUCCUCCUUUCUCCUCAACUGCCCAUCAUUCAGGCGGUUUUAACAGCUUCACCACCAAUGAGACCGAAAGCAACUCGAAGGAGCAAGUUGGCUAAGAUGCGAUCCCCAGUUUGCUUAACUACUCUUAACAUUUGGGUUAAAUUCUCUGUGCGUUGGUACAAUUCUGUAGAAUGCGUGUUCAUCAUAUUCGCCAACUGCAUUGAGCACAUCAAAGUGAACCACAUCCAGUCGAAAUGGGGGCCCUGCUAUCCCAUCGUCAGUCUUCCGCCUGAUCUCUACGAUCCCACUCUGAUUCGUGUGCAGUACGGUUGGUCGGUGUACGUGAACUGGAUCGUGGUUGGAGUCUUUUUGGCUUCCGCUUCUGUCUGGUUUGUGCUAAAGCAAUUCCUCUACGUGGAGACCGCUAAAGCCAUGAUCUGA
Messenger RNA from Hydatigera taeniaeformis, 567 nucleotides. The record is from the annotation of a GenBank genome assembly. NCBI's taxonomy places the organism in Eukaryota, Metazoa, Platyhelminthes, Cestoda, Cyclophyllidea, Taeniidae.